Messenger RNA from Pistacia vera, 1902 nucleotides. Its product is annotated as gibberellin receptor GID1B-like. Gene Ontology annotation, cellular component: cytoplasm; nucleus. Gene Ontology annotation, molecular function: hydrolase activity; gibberellin binding. Lineage: Eukaryota; Viridiplantae; Streptophyta; Magnoliopsida; Sapindales; Anacardiaceae. The coding region runs from base 293 to 1345 and encodes 350 amino acids. The transcript has 2 exons. Gene Ontology annotation, biological process: positive regulation of gibberellic acid mediated signaling pathway; raffinose family oligosaccharide biosynthetic process; floral organ morphogenesis. The record is from RefSeq and is a predicted model, not a curated record.
UUUCCUUGUGUCUCUUUUAUCCCCCCCCCCCUUUUUUUUUUUGUUUUUUUUUUUUUUAAUUUCCUCGUGAAACAAGUGUCUUUUCUUGUUCAGAACUCUUAACGAGGAAUCAAUCCAUAUAAACCAUUUCAAAGUACAAAAAAGAAAGGAGAGAGAGAGGGGAAGGUUUUCUUGCUUACAACUCCUGUUCAAUUAUUAUGACGGUGGUGCUUCUUUGAAGAUCACAUUCAUUUGUGAGUUCUUGCAAGGGCUCUGUUAGCUCUUGGCUUUUUUUGCUUAUUGUUUUUCAGCUAUGGCUGGUAGUAAUGAAGUCAACCUUCAUGAGUCUAAGAGGGUUGUUCCACUUAAUACAUGGGUUCUCAUUUCCAAUUUCAAACUAGCUUACAAUCUCCUUAGACGACCUGACGGAACCUUUAACCGGGAUCUGGCGGAGUUUCUUGACCGUAAAGUCGCAGCCAACAUCAUUCCUGUGGAUGGAGUUUACUCAUUUGAUCAUGUGGAUCGAACUACUGGUCUGCUUAAUAGAGUUUAUCAACCUGCCCCAAAGAAUGAAGCUCAGUGGGGCAUUGUGGAGCUAGAAAAGCCCUUGAGCACCACCGAGAUUGUGCCUGUUAUUGUCUUCUUCCAUGGUGGAAGUUUUACACAUUCUUCUGCCAAUAGUGCUAUUUAUGACACUUUCUGCCGUCGCCUUGUUAGCAUUUGCAAAGCUGUAGUGGUCUCUGUAAAUUAUCGUAGAUCACCAGAGUAUAGAUAUCCUUGUGCAUAUGAUGAUGGUUGGACUGCUCUUAAGUGGGUUACAUCAAGAAAUUGGCUUCGAAGUGGAAAAGAUUCGAAAGUUUAUGUUUAUUUGGCUGGAGAUAGUUCAGGCGGUAAUAUAGCUCACCAUGUUGCGGUUAGGGCAGCCGAAGCUGAAGCAGAAACUGAACCCAAGAUUGAAGUACUGGGGAAUAUUCUACUUCACCCAAUGUUUGGUGGAGAAAAGAGAACCGAAUCAGAGAACAGAUUGGAUGGCAAAUACUUUGUUACAAUACAAGACCGCAAUUGGUAUUGGAGGGCGUAUCUUCCUGAGGGAGAAGAUAGGGAUCAUCCGGCAUGUAACCCAUUUGGCCCUCGAGGUAAAAGCCUUGAAAGCAUUAAGUUUCCCAAAAGUCUCGUUGUUGUGGCUGGUUUGGAUCUUGUUCAAGACUGGCAAUUGGCUUAUGUUAAAGGGCUAAAGAAAGCUGGUCAUGAAGUGAAUCUCCUUUUUCUGAAAGAGGCCACUAUUGGGUUCUACUUCUUGCCGAAUAACGAUCACUUUUAUUGCCUCAUGGAGGAGAUAAAGAAGUUUGUGAAUCCUAACUGUUAAUACUCUUCUUAACCUUAACUACAGGCAACCUUACAUAACAGAAGUUUGACAUUUCACUCGGGUUUUUUUAUCCUUUUGCAGUGACGUUGUGUAGUUAUAAGAUUGUGUUGUAUUAUUACUUCUUACCGUGUUACCAUUUGUGGUGGAGGUAUAAGAGUUCUGCAUCUUAGGCGACUGGUUGUUCUUGUUGUGGAGAAGAGGGCUUAUGGUCUGUCAUUUAGGUGGGGAAAGGAAAUCUAUCCAGGAACUACCAGUUUCAGUGGAUCAGAAUUUGUUCAUUUGAUUUGGCUGAACCACCAGGAGAUACAGCUUACCCUUUUUAACUUCCGGCCACCAAUAACGGGGACAGAGAAAGUGUGGGGUACUAUUUGGUGGUUAAUCAAUUGGUUAUAGUAUUGUUGGUAAUUGUAAGCACUAAUUUCAAAACAUGAACUGGAAAAAUAUGUCCAUCUUGUUAUGGAUUUGUAUGUUAUACUUGUGUUAUGGAAUUAUAUAAAGAAAAUUGUUUGUAGUAUCAAUUGUUUAACUUUUCUAGCAGGGCCAUUGUUUUUCUGUUC